AUGUCCAACAGGCAUAGGUGGAUUUCCAGUGGAUUUUUUGGAUUUAGUAAAGAGUUGUUUAGCAAUAUAUUUGACGGUGGAUUUGACAGUUCAAGAGUUAAAACGGGGUCUGGUGUCCAAUAUAUUGUUAUAGCAUCAGGAUUUCAUAUACAAACCACCUGUCCUUCUUGUAAUACAAAAAUAUCAUCCGGAAAUAGAUGUUCGACAUGUUCUGUUAUAGGUCAAGUAAAAGAAAAAAAACCUAUUACUAUUGAUAUUUCUGCUGACAAAGGUGAUGAUGCACCUUAUGGUGGUCAAGGAACGCUGGAGAUUUAUUUGCAAAAUCAAAUAUUAUUGUCAACAAAGAAAUAUUCUAUCGAGCAUUUAUAG
Entrophospora candida is the source of this 369-nucleotide messenger RNA. The record is from the annotation of a GenBank genome assembly. Lineage: Eukaryota; Fungi; Glomeromycota; Glomeromycetes; Entrophosporales; Entrophosporaceae.